Messenger RNA from Argiope bruennichi, 714 nucleotides. RefSeq lists its product as uncharacterized. The record is from RefSeq and is a predicted model, not a curated record. The transcript is spliced from 2 exons. Bases 14 to 706 code for a protein of 230 amino acids. Lineage: Eukaryota; Metazoa; Arthropoda; Arachnida; Araneae; Araneidae.
UCCUUUACUACUGAUGAUAUCCUUCUUCUUCUCCUGUAAAUACUAUCCGUAUCCGAUAGCUGCCUUCUUGUCCUAUUUCGUCUUUUCUUGGAUAGUUCGCAAAAUAGUUUCCUUGUACGAAGAAGGAGAGCAAUUGUCAGUAUUAGAGCAACUGUCAUCAGGUGAAAACAAGAUCGAUCACGAACUAAUUAGAACGAGAUUGGAGAUGGCAGACGUUCUUUUACAUUCCAGGCAAAUUCAGCUGCAUCAAAUGCCAGAAAAUCAAUCAGAAGUCUCUUCUUUGCAAACUCAGCCACACCAAUUACAAGAAUUUCCACCAGAUGUCUCUCCCUUGCAAAUUCAACCAUCCUACAUAACAGAAUGUGCACCAUCUUCUUGUCAAGUAAAAUCAUAUAAAGUAACAGAAUGUCCACGAAAACCAUUUUCUUGCCCUUUUCAUAAAUACAAAACAUCAGAGGCGCCUUUGUCAACAGAUGUCAAUUCCAUGACCAAACCUCCUUUGGAUUCUAAGAAUUUGGCCCAUUUGUUGCAACCUUUGCAAUAUAGUACUGAACCGUUUGAAGAUAUUCCGGAGUUGAACAGCAACGUUUUACCUGUCAGCGGGAAUUCCAAAAGCACAAGUCGUAGGAAGCGGCAGAAAUUAAAAGAUGAGGUGUUACGUAAGCCAAAACAACGAAAGAAGAAACCUGCGAUUCAAUCAGAAUAAACUCACAG